Camelus dromedarius (Arabian camel) is the source of this 859-nucleotide messenger RNA. RefSeq names its product neurotensin receptor type 1-like. Gene Ontology annotation, molecular function: G protein-coupled neurotensin receptor activity. NCBI's taxonomy places the organism in Eukaryota, Metazoa, Chordata, Mammalia, Artiodactyla, Camelidae. The coding region runs from base 86 to 859 and encodes 257 amino acids. Gene Ontology annotation, cellular component: plasma membrane. The transcript is spliced from 2 exons. The record is from RefSeq and is a predicted model, not a curated record. Gene Ontology annotation, biological process: neuropeptide signaling pathway.
UCGCCCGGGGUUCCAGCCGCGGAGGCGCCAGACGGAGCCUCGGAUCCCUGGGAGCGAGGCACCCCGCCCGCCCGGCGCAUCCACCAUGCGCCUCAACAGCUCGGCGCCGGGCCCCCGGGUCGCACAGGGCAGCGACCCCUUCUCGCUGCUGCCGCUGCCGUCGUCGGAGCUGGAGGGGGCGCUCCUGACCUCGGGCUUCGGCAACAGCUCGGGCAACGUGUCGGAGCCCGUCCAAGCAGCGCCCAGCAGCGACCUGGAUGUGAACACGGACAUUUACUCCAAGGUGCUGGUGACCGCCGUGUACCUGGCGCUCUUCGUGGUGGGCACAGCGGGCAACUCUGUGACGGCGUUCACGCUGGCGCGGAAGAGGUCCCUGCAGAACCUGCAGAGCACGGUGCACUACCACCUGGGCAGCCUGGCGCUCUCCGACCUGCUCAUCCUCCUGCUGGCCAUGCCCGUCGAGCUGUACAACUUCAUCUGGGUGCACCACCCCUGGGCCUUCGGCGACUCCGUGUGCCGCGGCUACUACUUCCUGCGUGACGCCUGCACCCACGCCACGGCCCUCAACGUGGCCAGCCUGAGUGUGGAGCGCUACCUGGCCCUCUGCCACCCCUUCAAGGCCAAGACCCUCAUGUCCCGCAGCCGCACCAAGAAGUUCAUCAGUGCCAUCUGGCUGGCCUCCGGCCUGCUGGCCGUGCCCAUGCUUUUCACCAUGGGCCAGCAGAACCGCAGCACCGACGGCCAGCACCCCGGCGGCCUGGUGUGCACGCCCAUCGUGGGCACCGCCACCAUCAAGGUCGUCAUCCAGACGUCUUUUGAGCACGCGCUGCAGAAGGUCGGCUUCUGCGCCCGCGGCUAG